Molecule: messenger RNA, 1659 nt
Organism: Penicillium bovifimosum
Lineage: Eukaryota; Fungi; Ascomycota; Eurotiomycetes; Eurotiales; Aspergillaceae
Product: guanosine diphosphatase
Exons: 3
Coding region: 1-1659 (552 amino acids)
Biological process (GO): nucleoside diphosphate catabolic process; protein N-linked glycosylation
Cellular component (GO): Golgi apparatus; membrane
Molecular function (GO): GDP phosphatase activity; UDP phosphatase activity
Source: RefSeq, a predicted model, not a curated record
AUGUCGUCUGGAGUUGACAUCCAAAAUAGUAACGGCAAAUCAUAUUCAAUCACUCGUCACCGCUCCGUCUCCGGUAGUGACAGUUCUGGGGUCCCGCGGUCAAUUGAGUCCAGUCCGGCCACCAACAAACAAACCGGCAACAUGCCACAGACACAGAGAUCGCGGUACUUGAAGACGGGGGUGAUCAUUGCCCUCAUUUUCAUGGUCGUGUUAUGGCUCUCCCCAUCUAAGCCAAGUGUGUCAAGUUAUACCAAACAGCAACCAUCUUCAAACAGUGCCACGUCAGCUUCGGCAAAGUGCACGAAGCCAUUCGAUUCAUCCAAGCCUCUUAUCCAGUAUGCUCUCAUGAUUGAUGCCGGCAGCACCGGGUCUCGGAUUCAUGUAUAUCGAUUCAACAACUGCGGCUCUACUCCGGAACUCGAGAACGAGGUAUUCGAACAAACGAAGCCAAAGGAGGGAGGCUCCGGCCUCAGCUCUUACGGGGAGGAUGCUACGGGUGCCGCCCAGAGUCUCGAUCCUCUCAUGGAGGUUGCGUUAAAAUCAGUACCCGAGGAGUACAGGUCGUGCUCUCCGCUUGCCGUCAAAGCUACGGCUGGGCUCCGUCUUCUGGGCCCCGAAAAGAGCGAAAAGAUUUUGGAAGCCGUCCGACACCGCCUGGAGACUGUUUAUCCCUUCCCUGUGGUUUCCAAGGAGAAGGGUGGCGUCCAGAUUAUGGAUGGUUCAGACGAGGGUGUUUAUGCUUGGAUUACGACCAACUACCUGCUGGGCAAGAUCGGUGGCCCAGAUGAGACUCCCACAGCCGCUAUCUUCGACUUGGGUGGGGGUUCCACGCAGAUUGUUUUCGAGCCUACCUUCGAGCAGAGCAAGGCUGGUGGUAUGCCGGAGCAUCUUGCCGCCGGUGACCACAAGUACGAGCUCAAGUUCGGUGGUCGUGAGUUCGACUUGUACCAGCACUCCCAUCUCGGCUAUGGUCUCAUGUCUGCCCGAGAGGCCAUGAACACCGCAGUCGUAGAGGCAAUGCUGGCUCGCAGCCCCGACGACCUGACCUGGGUCAAGCAGCCCAUCUCCAACCCCUGCAUUGGCCCUGGAAUGCAGAAGGAAGUCACCCUCAAGUUCCCCGCUGAUCACCCUCUGGGACCUACUGUCAAAGUCCUGAUGGUCGGCCCCAAGGACAAGUCAAUGGCCCCUCAGUGCCGUGCUAUCGCGGAGAAGAUUUUGAACAAGAACGGCGAGUGCAAGCUUGCGCCCUGCUCUUUCAACGGCGUCCACCAGCCUUCUCUUGCGAAGACCUUUGCCCGGGAAGACGUGUACAUCUUCUCUUACUUCUACGACCGCACAGCUCCUCUUGGCAUGCCAGAAUCUUUCACCCUGGAUGAGCUUCACCAGCUUACUUCCACUGUCUGUGCCGGUGAGAGCGAAUGGAAGCCCUUUGAGGGCGUCGGUAAGGCGCUGGAGGAGCUCCGUGACCGUCCGGAUUGGUGCAUGGAUCUCAGCUUCAUGAUGAGUCUGCUACACACUGGUUACGAGAUGCCCCUGUCCCGUGAGGUCAAGAUUGCCAAGAAAAUCAAGAACAACGAAUUGGGUUGGUGUCUUGGUGCAAGCUUGCCUCUUCUGAGCCAGGAAUCUGGCUGGACAUGUCGCAUCAAGGAAGUCGUCUAA